CUUCGGACAGAGCUUUUUCCAUGUGGAGGCUCUUUCAAUGGACGUGUCUCCGCGUGCUUCCUAGACGGACUGCGGGCUCCUAAAGGUCGACCAUGGUGGCCGGGACCCGCUGUCUUCUAGCGUUGCUGCUUCCCCAGGUCCUCCUGGGCGGCGCGGCCGGCCUGAUUCCCGAGCUGGGCCGCAGGAAGUUCGCUGCGUCGUCGGGCCGCGCCUCGUCCCAGCCCUCGGACGACAUCCUGAGCGAGUUCGAGUUGCGGCUGCUCAGCAUGUUCGGCCUGAAGCAGAGACCCACCCCGAGCAGGGACGCCGUGGUGCCCCCUUACAUGCUGGACCUGUACCGCCGGCACUCGGGCCAGCCUGGCGCGCCUGUCCCGGACCAGCGGCUGGAGAGGGCGGCCAGCCGCGCCAACACGGUGCGCAGCUUCCACCACGAAGAAUCUUUGGAAGAACUGCCAGAAAUCAGUGGGAAAACGACCCGGCGAUUCUUCUUUAAUUUAAGUUCAAUCCCCACCGAAGAGUUUAUCACCUCAGCAGAACUUCAGGUCUUUCGGGAACAAAUGCAGGAAGCUUUGGGAGACAAUACCAGUUUCCACCACCGAAUUAAUAUUUAUGAAAUUAUAAAACCUGCAACGUCCAAUUCACCCUUCCCUGUGACCAGACUCUUGGACACCAGGUUGGUGAAUGAGAACACGAGCCGGUGGGAAAGUUUCGAUGUCACCCCCGCUGUGAUGCGGUGGACCGCGCAGGGCCACACCAACCACGGGUUUGUGGUGGAAGUGGCCCAUUUAGAGGAAAAGCACGAUGUCUCAAAGAGGCACGUGAGGAUUAGCAGGUCUUUGCACCAGGACGAACACAACUGGUCACAGAUACGGCCCUUGCUAGUGACGUUCGGCCAUGAUGGAAAAGGGCAUCCUCUGCACAGAAGGGAGAAGCGUCAAGUGAAACACAAGCAGAGAAAACGCCUUAAGUCCAGCUGCAAGAGACAGCCUUUGUAUGUGGACUUCAGUGACGUGGGGUGGAAUGACUGGAUUGUGGCCCCUCCGGGGUAUCAUGCCUUCUACUGCCAGGGGGAGUGCCCUUUCCCCCUGGCGGAUCACCUCAACUCCACUAAUCACGCCAUUGUGCAGACUUUGGUCAACUCUGUGAACUCUAAGAUCCCCAAGGCAUGCUGUGUACCCACGGACCUCAGUGCUAUCUCCAUGCUGUACCUUGAUGAGAAUGAAAAGGUCGUGUUAAAGAACUAUCAGGACAUGGUUGUGGAGGGUUGUGGGUGUCGUUAGCACAGCAGAAUAAAAUAAAUAAAUA
This is a messenger RNA of Chinchilla lanigera (long-tailed chinchilla), 1305 nucleotides long. It is a transcript of the gene Bmp2, whose product is annotated as bone morphogenetic protein 2. The record is from RefSeq and is a predicted model, not a curated record. Gene Ontology annotation, biological process: BMP signaling pathway; negative regulation of transcription by RNA polymerase II; SMAD protein signal transduction. Gene Ontology annotation, cellular component: extracellular region. Gene Ontology annotation, molecular function: cytokine activity; growth factor activity; BMP receptor binding. The transcript is spliced from 3 exons. The coding region runs from base 93 to 1280 and encodes 395 amino acids. NCBI's taxonomy places the organism in Eukaryota, Metazoa, Chordata, Mammalia, Rodentia, Chinchillidae.